UUUUGUUUUUGUUCUAUAAAUAGGUAAGAGAAGGACAGACCUUUACCCAAAGAAAAAAUAAGUUAAUCACGAUAAACUGAUAAAGUAUCUACAAUGGCUCUUUACAAAGUUAGUUUCCUUGCUCACCUACUUUUUCUUGGAAUAUUUAUACUAGUAAGCAGGGUGGAACAUGUUAAUGCUUGUACGAAAGAAUGUGGUAAUCUUGGCUAUGGGAUAUGCCCAGGUUCAGAAGGAAGUCCAGAAAAUCCAAUUUGUACCAAUUGUUGUUCGGGCUAUAAGGGUUGCAACUAUUAUAAUGCUAAUGGAACUUUUAUUUGUGAAGGAACGUCUAAUCCCAAAAAUCCUAACACUUGCCCCUUAUAUUGUGAUCCACAAAUUGCCUAUUCAAAGUGUCCCUGUUCAGAAGGAAAGACGAUAAUUUAUCCCACGGGGUACAAGGAUUGCUACUAUUUUGGUCAAGAAGGGGAGUUUCUGUGUGAAGCAGAGAGUAUUGAACCCAAGGGUUGUACUCAAGAAUGUGACCCCAGAGUUGCUUAUAUGACUUGCCCAUCUUCUGAAUUGGCCAAACUUAAUGAAGUUUGUGUUACUACAACAAAAUUGAUUAUCAGGGACAAAUGA
This is a messenger RNA of Solanum stenotomum, 618 nucleotides long. RefSeq names its product proteinase inhibitor type-2 CEVI57-like. NCBI's taxonomy places the organism in Eukaryota, Viridiplantae, Streptophyta, Magnoliopsida, Solanales, Solanaceae. The transcript is spliced from 2 exons. Gene Ontology annotation, molecular function: serine-type endopeptidase inhibitor activity. The record is from RefSeq and is a predicted model, not a curated record. The coding region runs from base 94 to 618 and encodes 174 amino acids.